This is a messenger RNA of Salvelinus namaycush (lake trout), 3437 nucleotides long. RefSeq names its product glutamate receptor ionotropic, NMDA 1-like. The transcript is spliced from 21 exons. Lineage: Eukaryota; Metazoa; Chordata; Actinopteri; Salmoniformes; Salmonidae. Gene Ontology annotation, cellular component: neuron projection; synapse; NMDA selective glutamate receptor complex. Gene Ontology annotation, molecular function: NMDA glutamate receptor activity. Gene Ontology annotation, biological process: monoatomic ion transport; chemical synaptic transmission; regulation of membrane potential. The record is from RefSeq and is a predicted model, not a curated record. The coding region runs from base 4 to 2826 and encodes 940 amino acids.
ACGAUGCGUCUGUUUCUGCUGGCGGUGUUCCUCUCGUGCUCCUGUGCGCGAGGCGGCUGCGAGCCGAAGAUAGUGAACAUCGGAGCAGUCCUGAGUCAGAAGAGGUACGAGCAAGUCUUUAAGGAUGCGGUGACCCAGGCGAAUCAGAUCUACGGGAGAGAUAAAUUCAAGUUGACCGCCAUCUCCGUAACGCACAAACCCAACGCUAUCCAGAUGGCUCUCUCCGUCUGCGAGGACCUCAUCUCUAACCAGGUGUAUGCCAUCCUGGUGAGUCAUCCUCCCCAGUCCAAUGACCACCUCACCCCCACGCCUGUGUCCUACACCGCAGGCUUCUACCGCAUCCCUGUGGUGGGCCUCACCACACGCAUGUCCAUCUACUCCGACAAGAGUAUCCACUUGUCCUUUCUGCGGACUGUCCCCCCGUACUCCCACCAGGCUCACGUGUGGUUCGACAUGAUGCGAGAGUUUCGAUGGAACCACAUCAUCCUGAUUGUCAGCGAUGACCACGAGGGGCGGGCCGCGCAGAAGAGACUGGAGACCCUACUGGAGGAGAGGGAAACAAAGAAUAAAAAAAGGAACUAUGAAAACCUCGACCAACUGUCCUAUGACAACAAGCGAGGACCUAAGGCAGAGAAAGUCCUCCAGUUCAGCCAGGAGACUAACUUAACUGCUCUGCUUCUGGAGGCCAAAGAGCUGGAGGCUCGUGUCAUCAUCCUCUCCGCCAGUGAAGAGGACGCUGCUGCAGUUUACAAGGCUGCCCGUUUCCUCAACAUGACGGGCUCGGGUUACGUGUGGCUGGUGGGAGAGCGGGAGAUGUCGGGUAAAGCCCUGAGUGAGGCACCAGAUGGUCUCAUCGGCCUCCAGCUCAUCAACGGCAAGAACGAGUCGGCCCACAUCAACGACGCAGUGGCAGUGGUGGCUCAGUCCAUCCAGGAGCUCUUUGAGAAGGAGAACAUCACGGAGCCGCCGAGAGGCUGUGUGGGAAACACCAACAUCUGGAAGACCGGGCCCCUCUUCAAAAGGGUUCUGAUGUCAUCAAAGUACCCAGAGGGCCUCACUGGACGUGUGGAGUUCAAUGACGAUGGCGACAGGAAGUACGCUCACUACAGCAUUCUCAACUACCAGAAGAGUCGACUCAUUCAAGUCGGGAUUUACAAUGGAACACAGGUGGUGAUGAAUAAUCAGAGGAAGAUCAUCUGGCCGGGGGGAGAGACAGAGAAACCGCGGGGCUUUCAGAUGUCCACAAGACUAAAGAUAGUGACCAUACACCAGGAGCCCUUUGUGUAUGUGAAGCCCACUGAGCAGGAUGGAACCUGCAAGGAGGAAAAAACAUUAAAUGGAGUGGCAGAUAUAAAAAAGGUGAUCUGCACUGGACCAAAUGAGACCAUCCCAGGACGUCCAAUUGUACCUCAAUGUUGUUAUGGAUUCUGUAUCGAUCUACUUAUCAAGUUGGCCGGAACCAUGAACUUUACCUAUGAGGUGCACCUGGUGGCUGAUGGGAAAUUUGGAACACAGGAGCGGGUGAACAACAGCAACAAGAAAGAGUGGAAUGGCAUGAUGGGAGAGCUCCUGGGGGGUCUGGCAGAUAUGAUCGUUGCCCCGCUGACGAUAAACAACGAACGAGCCCAGUACAUCGAAUUCUCCAAACCUUUUAAGUACCAAGGCCUAACCAUCCUCGUUAAAAAGGAAAUCCCUCGCAGUACACUGGACUCGUUCAUGCAGCCAUUUCAGAGCACACUGUGGCUGCUGGUGGGUCUUUCGGUGCAUGUGGUGGCGGUGAUGCUUUACCUACUAGACCGGUUCAGCCCGUUUGGGAGGUUUAAAGUAAACAGUGAAGAAGAAGAAGAAGACGCCCUCACCUUGUCGUCAGCCAUGUGGUUCUCCUGGGGAGUUUUGCUUAACUCCGGUAUUGGGGAAGGCGCGCCGCGCAGCUUCUCAGCGAGAAUCUUGGGCAUGGUGUGGGCCGGCUUUGCCAUGAUCAUAGUGGCAUCGUAUACUGCCAACCUGGCUGCCUUCCUGGUGUUGGACCGGCCUGAGGAGCGCAUCACCGGCAUCAACGACCCGAGGCUGAGGAACCCAUCAGACAAGUUCAUCUACGCCACUGUGAAGCAGAGCUCUGUGGACAUCUACUUCCGGCGGCAGGUGGAGCUUAGCACCAUGUACCGCCACAUGGAGAAGCACAACUACGAGAGUGCCGCUGAGGCUAUCCAGGCCGUGCGCGACAACAAGCUGCAUGCUUUCAUCUGGGACUCUGCGGUGCUGGAGUUUGAAGCCUCGCAGAAGUGCGACCUGGUGACCACGGGAGAGCUGUUUUUCCGUUCGGGCUUUGGCAUAGGCAUGCGCAAGGACAGCCCCUGGAAACAGAAUGUGUCCCUGGCCAUUCUCAGUUCCCAUGAGAAUGGCUUCAUGGAAGAUCUAGAUAAAACCUGGGUGAGAUACCAGGAGUGUGACUCACGGAGCAAUGCCCCAGCCACACUCACCUUUGAGAACAUGGCAGGAGUGUUCAUGCUGGUGGCUGGAGGCAUAGCAGCAGGGAUCUUCCUCAUCUUUAUUGAGAUCGCCUACAAGCGGCACAAAGACGCCCGCAGGAAGCAGAUGCAGCUGGCCUUUGCGGCCGUCAACGUCUGGAGGAAGAACCUGCAGGAUAGGAAAAGUGGUAGAGCAGAGCCCCCCGACCCCAAAAAGAAAGCCUCUUUUAGGUCCAUCAGUACCUCCCUGGCCUCCAGCAUCAAGAGACGUAGGUCGUCCAAAGACACGCAGUACCCACCCACCGACAUCACGGGCCAGCUCAACUUGUCCGACCCAUCUGUCAGCACAGUGGUGUGAGAGGGACAGAAGGAGAGAGAGAUUCUCUCCUCGGAGAGAAAGAGAGAGGGUGGGUGAACGGAGAGAGCCUUCCCCCAGAUCGCUGCAUUGUUGGAUCCAUCACUGCUGAAGCUUUUUGUCCCAUUGGCUUUGCAGUGGAGCGAUGGAGCCUACGUCUAAGAAAGGACUCCCCUGAUCAUAUUCUCUGAUCAUGGCACCUGUUACAGCUGUCUGGCAUUAGUUAGCUCUAGGGUUCUGAGCUUACUGACACAUACUGUGUUUUUAUCUGUUUUCUCUAUUCAUGCUCAAUUUAUGCUUAAAACAGUCCAAUCUUUGUCUAAUUUACUUACUGCAGACAUAGUGAUGCUGGAUACUACUACUAUUUAAUAUAUCUACAUGAUACAUUUGACUGUUUUAAAAAUCUUGUUUAUUUAGAUUACUUAAGUAUACAAACAAGUUAAGUUCUGUACAUAUCAUUUAACUUAUAAGGAGGGACUAUAACACACAUUAUUAUUUCACAGUAUUUAACAACAGGAGGUGGCAGGUAGUUUAACGGUUAAGGGUUAGUUAGGCCAGUAACCGAAAGGUCGCUGGUUUGAAUCCUCAAGCUGACUAGGUGAAAAAUCUGUCGA